Molecule: messenger RNA, 5699 nt
Organism: Condylura cristata (star-nosed mole)
Lineage: Eukaryota; Metazoa; Chordata; Mammalia; Eulipotyphla; Talpidae
Gene: RNF216
Product: ring finger protein 216
Exons: 17
Coding region: 145-2952 (935 amino acids)
Molecular function (GO): zinc ion binding
Source: RefSeq, a predicted model, not a curated record
CGGCCUGAGCAGCGGCGGCGGAGCUGUCGAUGGCCGCUUCUGGUGCCUAAAAGCCGUGGCGACAGAGUCCGCCGAACCCGUCUCGCGAGCCGGCGAGUGGCGAACCUAUUUGAAUAGCUGCCAUGUUUAGGUAUUAGCAAGCACAUGUGUACAUGUUGGCAUUUGAAAAUGGCAGAAGGAAACAGCAAUGAAGAAGUGAUUCAUUUGAACAACUUUCACUGCCACCAGGGACAAGACUGGAUCAAUCUCAGAGACGGACCUAUCACUAUAUCAGACUCCUCUGAUGAGGAAGGGGUUCCAAUGCUGGUCACCCCAGCUACUCAGCAACACGAUGAAGACCUAGAUGAUGAUGUGAUCUUGACAGAAACAAAUAAACCUCAGACAUCACGACCCAAUCUCAUCAAACCAGCUGCUCAGUGGCAAGAUCUCAAAAGAUUGAGUGAAGAAAGGCCUAAAAAGUCUAGAGCAGCAUUUGAAUCAGAUAAGAACCGCUAUUUUUCAGUGUGUAACAGCUCAUUGUUUAAUUCUGGGACACAGGAUGAUUCUGAGGAUGACUACGGUGCUUUUCUGGAUCUUGGACCUCCUGGAGUUUCUGAAUUCAUUAAGCCAAGUGGCCAAACAGAAAGAGAACCCAAGCCUGGACCGAGUCAUAAUCAGGCAGCUAGUGACAAUGUCAACCCCAGACCAGAGCAGAAAAUCAUAAUCUUGGAAGAAAGUAGUCUUCUUUUCCCAGAUGGUGAUCCUUUGGAAACUCAGAACCAGUCAUCAGAAGACUCAGAGACAGAGCUUUUAUCAAAUCUUGGAGAAUCAACUGCUAUCAUAGAUGAUCAGGCUAUAGAAGAAGACUGCUGGUUAGACCAUCCUUACUUCCAGUCUCUAAACCAACAGCCCCGGGAGAUAACAAACCAGGUUGUUCCUCAGGAGCGGCAGUCUGAAGCAGACCUAGGUCCACUGUUGUAUCAACAUGAACUUCCAGGGCCAGCUUUUCCAAGACCUGCUUUUCCAAGACCAGAACCCCAGCAGGAUGGGAUUCCAGGCCCCUCUUCUCCUCAGCCUGCCCAUCCUCUAGAAGAGCUUGAAGACCAACAACUAGCAAUAGAUGAUGAAGAGCCAGGUCCAGCCUUCCCAAUGCCAGGAUCUCAGGAGGCCAAUUUGGAAAACCUUUGGGGACAUGGAGCUACUGAAGUAGACCAAGAACUUGUUGCACUAUUAGUGAAAGAAACGGAAGCAAGAUUUCCAGAUGUAGCAAAUGGAUAUAUAGAGGAAAUAAUUCAUCUGAAGAACUAUUAUGACUUAAAUGUACUUUGUAAUUUUCUUCUGGAAAAUCCAGAUUAUCCAAAGAGAGAAGAUAGAGUCAUCAUCAACCCCAGUAGCAGUCUGCUUGCCAGCCAAGAUGAGACAAAGUUGCCUAAAAUAGACUUUUUUGACUAUUCUAAAUUGGCUCCUCUUGACCAGCGCUGCUUCAUCCAAGCUGCUGACCUCCUGAUGGCCGACUUCAAAAUGCUCAGCAGUCAGGACAUCAAGUGGGCCCUGCAUGAGCUCAAGGGACACUAUGCAAUCACCCGAAAGGCCUUUUCUGAUGCCAUUAAAAAAUGGCAGGAACUAUCACCAGAAACCAGUGGAAAAAGAAAAAAGAGAAAAGAAAUGAAUCAGUAUUCUUACAUAGAUUUCAAAUUUGAACAAGGUGACAUAAAAAUAGAAAAAAGAAUGUUUUUUCUGGAAAAUAAACGGCGACAUUGUAGGUCCUAUGACCGGCGUGCCCUCCUACCAGCUGUGCAGCAGGAACAGGAGUUCUAUGAACAGAAAGUCAAAGAGAUGGCAGAGCAUGAGGACUUUCUGCUUGCCCUGCAGAUGAAUGAGGAACAAUAUCAAAAGGAUGGCCAGCUUAUUGAAUGCCGCUGCUGCUAUGGGGAAUUUCCAUUUGAGGAGCUUACACAGUGUGCAGAUGCUCACUUGUUCUGCAAAGAGUGUCUCAUCAGAUACGCCCAAGAAGCAGUGUUUGGAUCUGGAAAGUCAGAGCUCAGCUGCAUGGAAGGCAGCUGCACAUGUUCAUUUCCAACUAGUGAACUGGAAAAGGUGCUUCCCCAGACCAUCUUGUAUAAGUACUAUGAGCGAAAAGCUGAAGAAGAAGUUGCCGCAGCCUACGCUGACGAGCUUGUGAGGUGCCCUUCCUGUAGCUUUCCUGCUCUGUUGGACAGUGAUGUAAAGAGGUUCAGUUGUCCUAAUCCUCGCUGCCGAAAGGAAACCUGUAGGAAGUGUCAGGGACUCUGGAAAGAGCACAAUGGCCUCACCUGUGAGGAACUGGCUGAAAAAGAUGACAUCAAGUACCGAACAUCUAUUGAGGAAAAAAUGACUGCUGCCCGUAUUAGGAAGUGCCACAAGUGUGGGACUGGCCUCAUCAAAUCUGAAGGCUGCAAUCGAAUGUCCUGCCGCUGUGGUGCCCAAAUGUGCUACCUCUGCCGAGUGUCUAUCAAUGGAUAUGACCAUUUCUGCCAGCACCCUCGCUCUCCAGGAGCCCCAUGCCAAGAAUGCUCAAGAUGCUCUCUUUGGACCGACCCCACUGAAGAUGAUGAGAAGCUAAUUGAGGAAAUCCAGAAAGAGGCUGAAGAGGAACAGAAAAGAAAGAAUGGAGAGAACACCUUCAAGCGCAUCGGGCCUCCCUUGGAGAAACCUCCAGAGAAAGUCCAGCGGGUCGAGGCCCUGCCGAGGCCUGUCCCACAGAACCUGCACCCGCCGCGCAUGCCGCCCUAUGCCUUUGUGCACCCACCCUUCCCCCUGCCGCCCGUUCGACCCAUGUUCAACAACUUCCCCCUCAACAUGGGCCCUAUCCCAGCACCCUACGUGCCCCCUCUCCCUAAUGUACGCGUCAACUAUGAUUUUGCCCCCGUCCAUGUGCCCCUGGAGCACAACCUGCCCAUGCACUUUGGCCCCCAGCCCAGGCAUCGCUUCUGACUGUCAGGAGCCUGUGGGCCUCUGAGUCCCACUAAGCAGCCUGAGCCUUUGCGGGUCGGUCUUGGCAAAACCUCCCUUCACCUCCAGGCUGAUGACUGCCCAGCCUUCUAAGUAGGAAUGACAGACUCAGCCCAAAAGGAUAGGUUGGUCUUCUGCUUCUUCCCGUGAAGGGCCACUGCCCCUUUAAGAGUGGCCAACAGACCAACCCCCUCUGAGUGCCCAUUGCAGGACUGGCCUGGUGCUCACCAGGCCAGAGAUAAGGGACUGCAGAAGUCCUCUUCCUAAAGAGUCCGGCCAUCCUGGCACCCUUGCUGCAGUCCUGGACACAGAAAGACGAAGGGAAAAGUUUGUCGCCCACCUCGCCCCCCAGCAGACACCAGAACUCUCUCAGCAACAAACCACGUAGGCCUUCCUUAAUCGCAGCACAGCCUGGCCCGUAACAACCCUGAAGUAGCCACUAGUGCAGUGUGGAGAGAGCUGAGAGGUCUGAACCAUGUUGUGCAGCGGGCUCUUCGGUCACCCCUUGGCACUGAGGCCCACCUACAGUGAGUUUUGCCCUCUGCUCUGAGCCAGGCCAGCACCUGCAUGAGGGUUCAGGGCCUUUUGUCUUUCAUGCCUUCUCUGGGCGCUGGCCCCUCAGAGACUCUCAGUUGGUCCAAAGAGGUGGUGGAACAGUGUCCACAGGCCAGGGAUGCUCCCCCAAGUCCAGAACCUCAGGCAGCCACUGUAGUGAGGGGCCUUCUCCUCUCCCUCUUGAGCCACUCAGACGAGCCCACAGAGCCACCUCUUGCUAUCGGCUGUUUUGUAGCUUAAAGAAAUGUUUGCUGUUUACUUAACUUUGAAUUUAUCUAGCUUUCCACAGCCUACUCGGGUUUUUCUCCCUCAGGCUAAGAAGUCUGUUCACCUAGACCAGUCAGCUCAUGAGUGCAGGAUGGUUCUGAAACUUUGGCCAGACAGACAGUCCUUUAGAGUAGCUGUGACAGUGGCCUGGCGGCUCUGCCACCAGUCAGGUAUUAAAGCUCCCUUCAGCUCUUGGGUGGCAGUACAUUUUCCCGGGGACACAGAAACCUUGAAUGCCGCUUCCCUGGUGGUAUGCUCAGCACUACCUUAACAGCGCCCCCGCCACCCCCGUGUUUCUGAAUGCCGUUUGAGGGUUCAGUGUGGGAGUCUGAAGGCAAGCAUCUGAGUGGAUGAAAAGGCCUCUCCUUUAUCCCACCCUCGUAUUCUGUCUCAGUGACAAAGGCAGGUGGAGGAGGGACUGCAGUGUGGGGGCAGCUGCCCUUUCCUGUGCUCAGGUCAUUCUGGGUCUGCGCGUGUCGCUGCCUUUUCCAGCCCUGACGGGUGUUUGAGCCACACUGGAGGUGUCUCCAUGCCCCAGUCUUCACUCUGCGGUACCUUGCGCUCCUGCCUGUGUGCAGAGCUGGGCAAGGACCCCAUGGCCCCUUCUGUUGCCUCUGCUCCUGACAGUGUCUCUAGUGACCGGGUUCCCAGAGGUGGCCGGGCACCCUGACACUGUGCCCGCCCUCCUCCAACAGGCCUGCCUGCUGCUGUGGGGGCUGUCCCCCAACAAGCAUCCCCAUGUCUUGUCAUGCAUGUGUUCAGCGUCUCACACGUGUGAGCCCUGAAGUGGGGCGUCUGCUGAACUGCCCAUCCUGCCUUGAUUCAUGGUGUGUGCUGAGACCGGCAGUCAUUGGGCAGCCAGCCGCCAUGCCAGAACAUGCUUUGCCCAGCCUCUGCUGCCAGAUCUCCCCAUGUCAGUCAGGCUGCCAGCCUGCUUGGGGGGCUCAUGGAGCCCAGGUUGCUGCAACAGAGUUGCUUCCUCUAAUUUAACAGCGUUCUCUUGUGCAGCCCCAAGAGGGAGUCUCAUAGCAGUGAGCCGACAGCAGUUAUCCAUCAGCUGGAGGGCGACCCCAGCGCUGUCCACUUGUCCCAUCAGUGACAGCACUCACUGUCAGGCCUUAGCCUCCUGAGCUGAUCGAUCUCCUGAAGGAACCCAGCUCCAUCUCUGCCCUGCAGCCAGAGGGCGUCACUCCAUGGGGGCCUCACAGUAUAAGGGCAGACCCUGGCAGGACGGCCAUGCCACCAUCCACAGGGCACGAGGGAGGAAGUAGCCAGAAUGUUGCUCCUGCCCCCACCCCCCACCCAGGCCAAACCUCCAAGGCCUUGUGUUUAGAGUGUGAGUUCCCCACAGCCUCCAGGGGACCGCUCCCGCCUUUCCAAAGCAGGCAUCUGAACGUCCCUCCAGGCUGAGGCAGCUCACAAGUCUGCAUGGCCGCUGGGGAGAGUCUAGCCACAUGUGCAGGAUGACCCUCCCGGUGCCUCUACAUUCCAGGGGCAGGCCUGGGCCCGGUCCGGAGAUCCAGCCUUGUUAGUGAUGGGGCUUAAGGGGCUGAGAAGCCAGCAGGUGGCUGCAAAACAAAUGACUGGAGACCUAGAGCCCUCUGUGGCAGGCUCGGGAACCGAGGCAGCCAGGCCCCUGCUCCAGGCUGCAGGCUGGCUCCCAGAGCGACUGCCCAGUGACAGCCGCCUUCUACAUGCCUUAAAACUGGAGAGAGGAAUCUAGUAUUUGCACUUAGCAAAGGAUUUCAAGACUUAAAAGGAUGUGCAUGACCUGUCACUUUGUAUUAAAAUAGCAAAAUGAUUAGUUUAUCAAAUUUUUUUCUUCUGGUAGUAAAAACACGUAAAAUAAUUGUUUAAACUACUGUGUGUAAAAAGCUUGUAUUAUAUGUAACUUCGACUUUUGUAAA